CCCUUGGCUUUGAGACUCUGGUCAUCAGACUAAGAAUAUGAACUUUUCGCAGACCGGUCUCUUGGGGUCUUCCCAGCACUCUUGCCUGAUGUCAGAUCGCCCUGCCUGUGGGGAGCCAAUGUUCCCAGCUAGGAGGCUCCAGCUCUGCCGUUAAAGGACAAAGAUCCCCCAUCCCAAAGGUGGUUAUAUGGAGAGACCAAGUCCCUCUGGUUCCUGGCUUCUCAGCAGCCUCCUCCCUCUAGCCUUCUUCGCGCUGCCUGCUCAGGUAUCAGGAGAUGCUGGCAAGUCCUACCAGGCUCCACUAGGGGGCACAGCCGAGCUGCCCUGCCCUGUCGUGCUCUGGCCGGGCCUGGUGCUCAACGAGGUGAGGUGGCAUCGGCCCACACACCCGCAGCACACCCAGGCUGUCCACGUGCUCCGGGAUGGGCAGGACACUGAUGAAGAACUGAUGCCGGAAUAUAAGGGCAGGACGGCGCUGGUAAGAGCAGCCCAUGAGCGAAGCUACACUCUGCAUAUCAGUAAUGUGAGGCUGGAGGACCGAGGGCUGUACCAAUGCCAGGUCCGGAUCGGAAACAUGAGUCAAGAGGGCAACGUGACCCUGCAAGUGGCAGUUUUAGGUUCCGAUCCCUACAUCCACGUUGAGGGCUUUGACGCUGGGUGGGUCCAGCUGGUGUGCCGAUCAGUGGGGUGGUUCCCGAAGCCGUGGACCGAGUGGAGAGAUGCCGAGGGGAGAGUGCUCCCGCCGUUUUCGGAGGCCCACGCCCUGGACGAGACAGGCCUGUACCGAACAGCAGUGUCCAGCAGAAUCAGGGACAGCGCCCGGGGCAAUGUGUCCUGCACUGUCCGCAACAAGGCGUUCGACCAAGCGAAGACCACCGCCAUGGUUAUCGGAGCCCCAGCUCCGGGAAGUCUGUCCUCUCCAGAGGUGGCUCUCUCUGUGGUCUUGCCCAUCUUGGGACUCCUCAUCCUUCUUGGCAUUUGGCUCAUCUGUAAACAAAAAAAAUCAAAAGAGAAGCUGCUCUAUGAACAGGCGAUGGAGGUAGAAAAUCUUCUGGAAGACCAUGCCAAAGAAAAAGGAAGACUCCACAAAGCCCUCAAGAAACUCCGGAGUGAACUGAAGUUGAAAAGAGCUGCUGCCAAUGCAGGCUGGAGAAGAGCCCGGCUGCAUUUUGUGGUGGUGACCCUGGAUCCUGACACAGCACAUCCCAAACUCAUCCUGUCUGAGGAUCGGAGAUGUGUGAGGCUUGGCGACAGGAAGCGGCCUGUCCCUGACAACCCAGAGAGGUUUGAUUUCGUUGUCAGCGUCCUAGGCUCCGAGCACUUCACAACUGGCUGCCACUACUGGGAAGUGUACGUGGGUGAGAAGACCAAAUGGAUCCUUGGAGUGUGUAGUGAUUCUGUGAGCAGGAAAGGGAAGGUCACAGCCUCACCUGCCAAUGGUCACUGGCUUGUGCGACAGAGCCACGGGAAUCAGUACGAAGCUCUCACGUCCCCGCAGACCUCGUUCCGCCUCAAAAGUGCCCCAAAGUGUGUGGGGAUUUUCCUGGACUAUGAAGCAGGCAUCAUCUCCUUCUACAAUGUGACUGACAAGUCGCACAUUUUUACUUUCACCCACAGUUUCUCUAGCCCACUACGCCCUUUCUUUGAACCUUGUCUUCAUGAUGAGGGGAAAAACACGGCGCCCCUGAUCAUUUGUACUGAACUUCAGAAAUCAGAGGAAUUGAUUGCCCCCAAACAAGAAGGAAAAGGCCAUGCUAAUGGAGACGUGUCCCUGAAAGUGAAUCCGUCCUUACUAUCUCCCCAGGAAUCUGAGCUUUUCCUACUCAAUGAUACCUGGCACUCUAACCUUGGCCCUGCCCUUCAGGGGCUCAAGGCUCCUUCUUUGUAGAGCUGUGCCUUGUGCUGCACUCCCCCGGGCAUCCAGCCUGGCACUCUGGACUCAGGCUCCUGGCCCAGAGCCUGUUUUCUCCAGUACCGAAUCUCCUUGACCCAGAUCCAGACCUUUCUGUGGUUCCUGUUUGAGCCCACUUUCCCCAGGGCUCAAUUCUGAACUCUGCCUUUUUUCCCUAGAGACUAGACCUUUCCAUUGCUCUGGUAGAUGACUUCCUGAAAUAAACAAAGCGUACACUUUAGAAGUCUAAUAGGAGACACUGGAUGGAACGCAGCAGGGUUCAGCGCAGGCUCAGGGGAAAGGGUUCCCUCUACCUCAUUGAACCUCAACCAGCAGCUUGUCAGCGUGCACAGUGGGAAGUUACAGCAUCUCUCCCCCAAUCCUGACUUCUUCCAUCAAAGCCUGCUCUUCUCUUUUCCCUCCAUCAGGCCUCUAACUCCAGAGGCCAGCUUUGUUCAAUUAAACGUCUUGUGAAUCACA
Molecule: messenger RNA, 2371 nt
Organism: Meriones unguiculatus (Mongolian gerbil)
Lineage: Eukaryota; Metazoa; Chordata; Mammalia; Rodentia; Muridae
Gene: Ermap
Product: erythroblast membrane associated protein (Scianna blood group)
Exons: 12
Coding region: 188-1888 (566 amino acids)
Biological process (GO): T cell receptor signaling pathway; regulation of cytokine production
Cellular component (GO): external side of plasma membrane
Molecular function (GO): signaling receptor binding
Source: RefSeq, a predicted model, not a curated record